AAGGGAGGCCAUGCCCUUAGAUCAGCCAACCACCACCAGCAAACCUCCCCGUCAGACCCAUGUAGCCACCGCAUCCCAAUGCCACGCACCGCGGAGGGUUUUCUUCCUACGCCUGAGGCGCCAUAAAAAGCUACCCACAGUUCGACUUGGUGGGAAGAAACCACGGCGAGGGCUUUUGAUAGUGAAAGUUUUGAAGAAGAUGAGGCUAAGGUGGCUGAGGUUGCAGUAUAGCUGCAUGUUGAGGAAGAUGAAGAAAUAUUACGACGAUUUGGUUAAGGACCUCGUUGAAGCUGGUUCAACCGUGGAGGCUUUACAUCAAAGAAUGUUUAUGGAGUCCACUUUCGCUGUCCCUGUCAUGGGUGUUUCCUUCGCUAACUACCCUUCCGCCACUGGAUCAGAUCGUCCUCGACCCUGUUUCUUUUGAAUCAUUUUAGUAUUUUUUUUUUCUGU
Messenger RNA from Hibiscus syriacus, 450 nucleotides. RefSeq lists its product as uncharacterized. Lineage: Eukaryota; Viridiplantae; Streptophyta; Magnoliopsida; Malvales; Malvaceae. The coding region runs from base 11 to 424 and encodes 137 amino acids. The transcript has a single exon. The record is from RefSeq and is a predicted model, not a curated record.